UCGAUUGCAUUACAAGGGUAGACAAGUGAAUCCUAUUCAUUCUGUCGGCCGUUGAGCGGUGUAAAAAUGUCCUAGUACUAAAAUUUAUUGUUUUGAUCUCUUAUUUCUAUAUUUUUAGUGUAUAGGUGACAGAUUUGUUGAAAAAUCGUCAUACAAAUGCUGAAACAAUUGCAAAUGGGCCUUCGAGCGUUUAUGCUACUGGCUUCACGCGUGUGGACUUGUAUUUGUUUUCUGAUCAAAAAGAAGGUUAGAGCUCUUGUUCAGCAUCAGCCAGUGAAGUACGAGAUAUACCCUCUGUCACCUCUAUCCAGGCACAGGCUGAGUCUGGUGAAGCGGAAGGUGUUGGUGUUGGACCUAGAUGAGACGCUGAUUCAUUCGCACCAUGAAGGUGUUGUCAGGCAGACUGUAAAGCCUGGCACACCGCCCGACUUUGUGUUGAAAGUCACCAUCGAGAGACAUCCGGUACGGUUCUUUGUUCACAAGCGUCCCCAUGUCGACUUCUUCCUAGACAUUGUGUCCCAGUGGUACGAGUUGGUAGUGUUCACUGCCAGUAUGGAGAUCUAUGGAGCUGCAGUUGCAGACAAACUGGACAACAACAGGGGGAUCCUAAGACGAAGAUACUACAGACAGCACUGCACACCAGACUUGGGCAGUUACACCAAGGACUUGUCAGCCAUCUCUGUAGACCUGGCUAACGUAUUCAUCCUAGACAAUUCUCCGGGAGCGUACAGAGCUUACCCAGAUAAUGCAAUUCCAAUAAAGUCCUGGUUCAGUGAUCCUAUGGACACGGCACUGCUUAACCUGCUGCCAAUGCUGGAUGCGCUCAGGUUCACUCAGGACGUGCGCUCAGUGCUCAGUCGAAACCUGCACUUGCACAGGCUCUGGUAGCAUCAUACAUGUAGCGUGGCAGAUGUUCGGAGCGGAAGGGCUCUGCCGUAGCUCUGACGCGUGUGUGCGCUCGCGUACUGGCCAGAACGUACAAACCCAGCACAUCAUCACUAGGGUUAAGUUUUUUACACUGUUGAUGUCAGAACCGGUGGGACCGCAACUGUUGUACAUAACCUGCCUGGACUCGAUACACCAAUCCUGUUGUACAAUAUGUAACCCAUGUGUAUAAUAUUAUUUAAUGUUGUUUUUUAUCAGUACGUAAUAGUUGUAUGUAGUAGGAUAGUUUUGACUUUGGCUUGAAGACAGACUCAAAUCGGUUUUUGUCAAUAGUUUCAACGAUUAACUGUACUCGUGAGUACAACACUGUGAAGUUUGAGUGUUUCGUAAUACAUUUAGUAGUAUUCCAGAUGGGUACUACAAAGUUCGUCAUAAUAAUUUCGUUCUUAAGAAUUAAGAUAAGUUCCUUAUAAAUUCUGUUUGGCUUGAGAUUUGGCUGAGCAAAAAUUAUACUACAUUAGGAGAAAUAUUGUUUUAUCCUUUUUUAUUGUUUUAAUGUAGACACUGCUUUUUGUUAAUAUAACUUAGAUAUCGGUUGAGAGAUAAAAGUUGACCCAGCAAAUGUAUCAUUUGCUUAAGUUUGUAAUGGACAAAGAAGUAUAAUAUUGUUAUAAACAAAAUUUACUAGUUUCUACAGAACAUCAUGGCAUAGACUUCCAGUCUGAUUUUGAAUAGGAUUGUGUUAAGUAAAUAAGUGCUGUAUAAUAGGCUAUUGUAAUUAAAACUAUUUUUGUUUUGUUUAAAAAACACUGUUAGUGUAUAAUAAUAAAUUAUUUUGUGUAUUUGAAUAACAAAUAUCAUACUCUCAGAUUUUUUUUCUCAGAGUUUAGUCAUAUUUUACAAUUACUUAACAUUUUGAAUGUGUUGUUUUCAAUACAACAAGAUUUAUGUACUGAAAGUUCAUUUCUAUCAUUAAGUAAACAUUAUAUAACAGAAUGUGUAAUGUUUGAUAUUAUGUAAUGAAAAUUAGUAUUUAUUUAGUUAACUUUAAGUGAGUAUUGUAGAUUUAAACAAAAUCCUUUAUGGUUUGUUGACAGAGUGUAGUCCUGAUUUUGAUUUUGAUCAGUUAAUUGAGCUGCAGUAGAGUUCAACUUGUCCAAAGUCCAGAAUCUUACCUAAUCAAUUAAUAAUGUUAGUAUCGGUGGUUGUGUAAAUCAGUGAGGGAUUUCGCUGAUUUAGAAGGGUUCAAAUGUACAAAUUAAUGAUUAAAAUAGAGGGACAUGGGUCUGUAUGGAAAAUAAAACAAACACCAUUCUGCCUCUAUGACAGCAAGAAAAUGGGCUAUUUUUAGCUAUCUGGAGCUCUCAGCUCUCCGAAUCACAAGAAUUAAAAAUGUCUAAUCCCUUGAAGCAUAUAACACUAAUUUAUAAAGGAGCUAACUCCAAAAUACUAGUGAUAUUUGACAAACGAUAGCUGACUCAACAGAUUAGAUCAUACAAUACAAAAACAGGUGGUUCUGUUCCAUCCACUAAUCUAGAAAGCAAAGUUGGAAUCACCAAAUCCUCUUGUAGAGGUAAGACCAGAAAAAUUUUAAUGUUAUUAAGGAGCUGGAAGAAGAAGUCAAAAGUUGUUGAUUGCGUAACUUCUGAAUAGCAUCGGAGUCAGUUUGGACCUUUUGUGUACUUUUGAAACCUGCUUUUAGGUUGGAUAAGAAGCAAUAAGAGAUAGGAAAAGAAAUUAAUUGAGCGUUUAUUUUCUUUUUAUAACUUUGCCCAGCUCCCACCAGUCAAGCAACCAAAAUUAAAAUGCUCCGCAGGAUGUGUAAUUGGCAGAGGAGUUCCUCUGACAGACUGGAUAAUGGAUGUUUUUCCUUUACAUUUCUUUUCUCUACAAAGUUUACAGUUUAGAGUUGCUGUCUGUCAUCUGCAACAAAAUAUUUAUGAGUCUGUAUAAUUCGUGAAAUUGACAAACCUGUUGUAAGAUGAGUGGACCUUUUUAUAAGGAAAAUAGUGCUGACAAUUAAAUCUCAAAAUAGCCCAGAAUUUUCUCUAAGUGGGCCUUGAUAACAAAUCAAACUUCUACAAGUAUAGUAUGAGGUACUGGCAGUUUUAAAAUGGUUAAUGCAGCCUUGGGGAUGUGUUUGGUGUCAUCGAUGCAAUGGAAAAUUGCCUCAAUCUUAUCUGUAGCAAAAAAUAAACUGAUGCGUCAGAGAAUGAAGGACCUGACAGAAUACAUACAUAUAGUUCAAGCCUUUUUAAGUAUGGCUUACAUUUCUGACUGUACCUCUGGUGCCAAUUAACAUUGUUCAAUACAUUUUCCAAAAGCAUAUCCUCCUUGGCCAACUUGUAACAUGGAAAUGAUGAAGAAAAAUGUUUUUAGUAAUCGGAAUACAAACUAAGCUUCUGCUACUUAUGAUUCAGAUGCAUUUAUAUUUUCACUGCGGCAAAGGAGUCUUCGGUGCCAAGAAACUUUGUACCAAAUCAAUAUAGGAGUUUUUGACCUACUGUUUGUAGUGGUUUGAAAGAGUCAGUUCAAUAAAACAAAAAAAGUAUGCACAGGUACAAAUUGUUAUAUGUCAUGGUAAUUAUUCAUGCUCUGUCUGUGCUCGGACUUCUAAUUAAAAGGACUUGACUACUUAUAUUUAUUGUUUUUACUUGAUUUCUCUUGUUAUUUCAGUGAAUCAAAAAAUCAAUUGUCCAAACAGGGAAGUGUUCAAGUUAUUUAGGUGUAAUAGCACUCAACUGUAUUUACAAUUAGUUAUUUUGUAUUAUCUGUAAUUGAAGUCAUAAUCUUACAGUACUAUCUGGUAAAGUGACUAUGAAUCAGAAUUAUGAUAUUGUGUUGAAGCCUAAAAUAAAUGCUGACUCAGCAUUCUGUUUUACUACAGUGCUUUUGGUAACCAAAUUUGUGACUUCAAACGUUUAAUUGAAAUUUUAUAUUACUCCUAGUCAUAAUUGUGUGUUCAGUUUGGUUUAUCAAACAAAAGUUUUUAAAUCCUCUCUUUACAAAAUACAUUUUACAUAAUUGAAUACAGUGUAAAUAUAAAAUUUAGGUUUUAUUCUGGCAUCAGGGAAGAGAGUUUGAAUGUGUAUCUGAUGUGAGUGCAUGUUGACUUGGCCUAAGUGGGAAAGUCCGUGUAAAUGAUCUCGCGUGGAUCUGGCCAGUGCGGCCAACGUCACCAGUCGAUAAUAGUCGACAGUUCUGUCUAUACUAGAUAGUUGACUCUUAGUGAGAGAUUUACUAGUACCUUUGUUACGAGAACAUCUGUUUUAGGAUAUUGUCGGACGCAGCAAGCAACUACUGUGUGGUUGGAAUCAGUCAAAUGGAAAUAUUUGGUUAAUGUUAAAUUAAUUUGUGUUGAAGAAUAUGUUUUUUUAAGAUGUUACUUUAUAAUAUUGUAAAAUAUCAAUUUUUUUUAAUAAUGUUAAUUAUGUGUUAUAUUUGUAUAAAUGACAGAACCAUAUCUUUUAAACCAUUUGUACCUUAGGCAUUAAUUUUAUCAGUGCCAAACAAAUGUAUAAGAAAUCCACAGUAACUAAUUUUUUUCACUGCCGCAGCUUGUGAAAAAUCCCAGCCAACAAUUUUGUCACCACAACUAUUUUAAUAAUGCUAUUUACAAAACUGAUAUAUAUACUAUAUCUAUCAACUGUUUGGAGUAGUGUAUGUUAUAAUGGAUAAAACAGCAACAAUGUUUAGUUGUCUUUGGCCUUCUAUUUCGUUUUGUUAUAUCUUUGCAGCAAUGAUAGUUUGUCAGUUGCCUCAGCUGGUGGCUAACUUAACAAAUUUCAGCUAUGCGUAGCAACAUACAAAUCUGUUCAUACACAAAAUUUUUUUAAUUUGGUUUCAGAUCCCGCCCCCUCAAGCUUUCAUGGUAGUAGCACUAAUCAAAAGUUACAAACUUACACCCCCCCCCCCCCCGUUCAAAUAUAUGUCCUUAAGAAUGUAUCAGCUAAUGUUGGCCAGCCUGGUAUGCCAUUUAAUUUCAAUAUGGCACAAAUUCGUUAUUUGUGAACCUAGAGCAAAAACUCAAACUGUUCUGGAAUGCUUAGAACAUUUUCUAAACAUUUUUUGCAUCUCAAAUGGUUUUCUGAUAUCAAUUAUAUAUAUAUAUAUAAAUCCAAUGAGAUGUCACAAAAUCUACCUUACUUCUUCUGACUGAGCCAGAAGAACUAUGUUUGUGUACUUACAAGAUGACAUGUAAUAUUUAAAAAAAUGAUUUUAUACAUUCAAAUUUUAUUUCAUUUUAUUUAUAAAAUAUUGUUAAAUCGAAAUGUUGUAUAGUUUAUUUUUAUUUUGUUUAUAACCAAAUAGUAAACAUUUUAAAGGAAUGAUUUUAGUUUUGCAGAGCGUUUAAUCCGGUACAUUUUGAUAUAGCAAUAAAAUUGAACCUUAGGCAGCUGAAAAUUUUUUUAACAAAUUCUUGCAUAAAAGACUUAGGGUUUCUCAUUUACGAGCUAAAAUUGUCUUGGUACAGUACUAGUAAAACAAUAUUUAAACUUUGAUGUUCAAAGGGUUAAAAAUAAACAAUCAUUCCACUUACAAGAUAUACCCUUUUGAUUGCACCCUUUAGGAUUUUACAUAACCUGUAUGAAGGUUUGUGAUUAAAGACGCCUAUAUUGUAAUAUAUAUUAUAAUUUCAUACAAAUUCUGAUAUUUUUUGUAAAAUAAUGUUUUUUACUCUGCAAAUUUUUUAUAGCAAAAACAUUAAUUGGUGAAACUGACACAGUUAUGCAAUUAUUACACCGGGGUGAGUAAUUUUUUAUCUCAAAUUGUCAAUUGUAUUAAAUUUAUAAAUUUGAUAAUCUUAAAAAAGUUGUGUUUUACUAUAGAAUAGUUAAGUAGUGGGUGUUUUUAAUUAUUUCAUACUUCAUUAUUUUUUAAUUCCUGAACAUUAUUAUAAAAGUUAUAUGUUCUUGUUGGCAGACAAUGUUUUGUUAGGAAGGAUUAUUUGGAAUUUGAAAAUUUUAGUGUUGAAGGUUUUAUCAAUUAGGUAUUUCGCUGGAUUUUAUAUUAUAAAUGUAUCACUAGUAUUAAAAAAAAUAUUACCUCUUUUAAAGGUAUUGUCAUUUUGUGUUGUAAAUGUUAUUUAUGAGAUCCAUUGUUUUAUCAUAAUAGUGGAAUGUAUUGAUUUUAUAAAAAGUUGCUGAAGUUGAAUGUCAAACUGAAACUAGUGUAUCUUGUGUAAUACUUUGUUGCCAAGUUUGUUCAAAAACACUUUCCCUAUUUUUUUUUUUUUUUUUUUUCAAAUUUGGUUUUACCACUGAGAAGGCUUUUUACAAAUUAAUAAUACACAAUAUUGUUGAAUGUUCAAUUGUUCAUAAAACAAUAUGAAUAUAGUACCUAAAUCCUUAGUUUUCAACUUAAUAAGGCCAAAAUAUAGAUUAUUUUGAUUAUUAUAGAUAUUCAUUAUUUUACUAAAUCUUAUCUGAAUGGCUUAUUAUUCUUUCGCUACUGUAUCAGUCAAAUCCAAGUCUUAUCUUUUCUGCUUCCAUAUUCCCUUCCAUUCAACAUCAUCAGAAUUGACUCUAUUACAUUGAGAAAAAAAUGUGUUAACCUCAGGUUUAAAUAUUUGAAGUUUAAAAACGGUGAUUGUCUCAAGCAUUUAGAAACACUUAAACUUCCAGAGUUGUCAAUAAAAUAAAUUGAUACAUACAGACAUCAAUAGACACGAUACAAUGCAAUGAAAAUCUUUUCUUAACUGACCUUGUCGGAUCCUGUGCAAAGACUUGCGUAAACGGAGCACUGGUAAAGGUACACAAUAUAAAACACAUGUCAGAAAAUCUGUUGGAAAUUAUUUUAAAUAUUCAUCUAUAAAUUGCCUCCUGGAGUUAAUAAAUUACCACUUACUUGGAACUGUUGAAAGAAAUCACUCGUUAAGUGUGUUGCUGAGGAUUUUGUUCAUGACUAUCAAGAAUUAUGCUGUAAAAGAGUUGAAUAACAUGAUGGGAAAAGGAGUUGCCCUACCUCCACUUAAUACUGAGAUCAGUAAUAGAAAAGUAUCUAUUACUUUAUACUCUGCAAAGAGUAUGACUCCAAAUUAAUAACUGCUACUGACAUAGGUAAAUUUAGUUCAAAUAUAAGUAAAACCCUAAUUUAACUUAAGUUAACAGGAUUUUUAUUUACUCUUUCAAUUGUUCAGUGAUAUAAGAAAUCAAUAACACUACUUUCAAGAUCUGUAAUCUGAUCUCUUCUGAGGUGGAUAACUAAUCUAACACUUAACUAAAAUCUGGAUGAAAUAAACAAAUCGUACCUCAUGUAAGACAGGAUUUUUAAAAUUAACUAACACAAUUAACAACUUAAUUUUUAUUUUAUCUGAAAUUUUUGUUUUGCUAACAGAUGUAUACUACUAAAUGAAUCAAAGAUUAUUUUUAAUUUUCUCUAUAAUAAUCAACUGCUCAUACUGCAUUUAUACAUGUUCUGGUGAAGGAUCGAAUUCAGAUUUCACCGUAUAUCAUUCCAUUUAACUUUUAUACAGCAUGAUCGUAUGGAUUGUACACGAUGAAUGCCCAUCGUCUUUUUGGGAACAAUUCCAUGGGGGGAUUUUGGUUUCUCUCAAAGUGAAAGCUCUAAAAACCUCAGGUAAUUGGGAUUAGUCAUUAACAAGAUAAACGUGUUGUUAAGUGGAAAUAAUUACAUUUCUUGAAAAUUUUCCUUUUUAAUGAAAAGGGAAAAUUCACAAUGUUGAUGAGCUGUACCGUUGCAGAUAUAUACAUGUUGAUUUGUAUUAUAAUUUUACAAAUAUAUUAUUAGAAAAAUAUGCGGUUGUACAAUUAAAUAAGAGUAAAAACUAAGAUAAAUCGUUCUGGUGGAGUAGAUUUAACUGUUUGACUGAUUCCAAACCAAUAUCAUUAUUAUGUUGCUUGUGGAUUAUGUUGUUCGUUUUAGUUCAAAAACAUUUACUGCUGGUAAAUUUGUUAUCUUGUACAUGUGUAAUACAUAAUAUGGUUGUAAUGUUGCUUUGUAAGUGAUUUCCUAGUUGUUCCCGACAGUUAACUGAAAUUGCAUACAGAAUGUCACUGAGGCAGAGUUGUGUUUUGUUGGCUCUCAUACAAGUUUUUUAGUUUUGAUGGUUGGAGUAAGCUAUUUCAACUUUCCUGUAGACGAACUCUGAUCACUGGAGCAACUUAGAUAUUGAGAAAUUUAAGGCUGUUUGUUUCGGAGCAGAAAGCAAAGACUCCUUAUUAACCUUGUUCAGAGAAAUUCUAUUUGUUUUGCUUGAUUAAUUUUGCAGAACACUCAACAGUUUUGAGAGAGUUAGAUGACUUGUCUACUAUUUUGUCUGUGAAAAUAAACAACUUUUUAUUUUAUUGAGUUAGGAUGUUUCCUUCUAAAAUAAAAUAUUUCGGCAUGGGCUCCAUCCUUCAUGAUUUAUUCUAUUUUUUAAUUUAGUAAAAAUCCUUGUGAAUUUUAACAACAACGGAUUACUUUUGCAUAGAUCAGCUCAACACAACUGUAUACAGAUUAGUUAAUUUCAAUAAAAGUAAAAGUAAAGAUGACUUAUUUUACCAGGCGAAGUUAGGGCUAAGAAGCCCUCUCUAACACUUAACCUGGGGACUAACGGCUUAAAGGUGACUUCCGAACCACCACCAACGGCCGGGCAGGCGGGCUGCUUGCAUGGACAGGAUCGCUAAGCGGUCACCCAUCCAAGCAGCAGCUACGCUCGACGUUGCUUGAUCCAACACGUCAAUACAAUAUGAAGCAGAAUAUUGUAUCUAAAUGAGUUCAAUACAUAGUUAAAGAAGUUUUUAUAAAUACAUUUCACUCAAUUGCGACUGUAACCGACAUAAUAGACACUGUGGCAACCUGACGGAACAUAACAAAAUUAUUGCCAACCUAUCCAACAAAGUAACUUGAGGACAUGUCUUCUGUGUCACAUAAUAAAAAAUUAUAUGAGUGAACAUUUUUUCAAAUUUGUUUAUUUUGUGAUUUUCUUGUCAUAUAAAACAGAUUUAAAAUUUUGAAUUUUAUUUUUACUUUUAAUUUUGAGUUCUUUCAAAACCAAGAGGGACUUAAUAAUUUAACUUUUAAUCUAAAUGUUCUUAUUGUGAAAUCCAAGUUCAGUUAAAUGAAAAAUAAUCACUUAAUUUCAAAUGUACGCACGGAAUACUUCAAGUGACAGGUGUGUAAUAACUGAUUUCAGUGAUUUUCAUAGCUGAAUUUGCUCCAAGUACUAGGAGAUUUCCUUGUUCACAUGUUUUAGUUGUGGAUAAUGGUUUUGUGGUUGUAAAAUAACAGUGAUUUUUGACUCUGUUUAUUGUGACAUAUCUGCUGCAAAUUAAUGAACAUAUUUUAUUAUAAAAUAUAACCUGUGGUUUAAUCGCUUUUAAAUGCAACAUUACAACUUAUUUGUAUUUAUUUCUUAAUAAUUACCAGCAAUAGUAGCACAAAUAAAGAAACUUUGAAACGUUUUGAUUUUAAAUGUAUCUAUUUGUGCAUUGUACUAUGACUGUUACUUUUGUGUGGAAAUAUUCAUGUUUUCAUUGGUUUUUCAUUUAUCUAUAUGGUAGAUUUAAGAUUUUGAAGUAUUUUCCAUCUGUUGAAAGGUGUUGAAGACUUUACGAAGUACGUUUUGAUUCUUGAAGCAGAACUGUUCUGUCAUGUUUUAACUCCACUAAUUUUCAACUUUGUAUCAGUGAUUGAAAUAUUGUUCAGCCUGGUUGUGGUGUAAUAUUUUCUUUUAUCGUUAAUUCCUUAGGUGCUGCAAUUUUUUUAUUUUAAGUUAUACUGGUGUGUACAUAAUGUUUUGUUUCAAGAGGCAAUUUUAAGAUUAGUCUUAAGAGAGCACCUGACCGUAUGUGGUUUGUAGAUACGUAGUGAUUUUUCAUUUGUUAUAUAAUAUACUGCAAAUUAGACAAGAAAAUGCAAACAAACUAAAACUAUAGUUGUGGAUGUAUAAAAUAAAUAUGGUUUCCUUCAUUAAUUAUGUUCCUUUUAGAUUACAAAAUGCUUUAAUAGAAAAUAUAUUGAUUUUGAUCAUUUUCUAAAUAAAGCUGUUUCUUAACAAGAA
Homalodisca vitripennis (glassy-winged sharpshooter) is the source of this 9892-nucleotide messenger RNA. It is a transcript of the gene Dd, whose product is annotated as CTD nuclear envelope phosphatase 1 homolog. The record is from RefSeq and is a predicted model, not a curated record. The coding region runs from base 157 to 888 and encodes 243 amino acids. Lineage: Eukaryota; Metazoa; Arthropoda; Insecta; Hemiptera; Cicadellidae. Gene Ontology annotation, molecular function: protein serine/threonine phosphatase activity. The transcript is spliced from 7 exons.